GGAAAUACUGAUAAUUAAAAGUACUCCUCUAAGUAUCAUUAAAAGCUGUUACCAACAAUAGGUAUCAAUGAUUAAUGUUCAACGUUUUGCGUUUUCAAAGGCAGAAUAAUAUCUACAUAUGGACAUAAAACUUCAUGAUAGCAAAGGCGCAGGAAACAAGAAGUAAACAAAAGAGCAUCACCGCCUAAAUAUUGCAACAAAAAAUACCAUUAAAUAAAUUUACGUAAGGCUAAGACUAAAAAACAGUAAACAUAUAAUGUGGUUGAUCAGUCUCCUCUUAACGUUCUAAUAAUCUUUCAUUAUAAAAAUGAUGAAUAUUUACGUUUGAGAAUCUUAGAAGACGAAUUUGGGAAAGAUGCUUCAGCUUUGGAGAGGACUCCGAUUCCUCAUGCGAACGGUGAUUCUAAAAAAUAUGAAGAAUUACAGCGACAUUAAUUUCCACGGACAACGACACGUAUUGACGGUGAGUACAACGAGAGGUGUUCCUAGCACAAGCGUAAACUUGAAGGAGGCUUUGUGCGAAAAGAUUCCCAUACACUAUGAUAUAUUGAGAAAUAUCCGACAAGAACAUGGAUCGUCGGUGAUCAGUCAGAUCACCGUGGAAAAUAUUUAUCAAGGAUUAAACGGAGUGAACACUAUGGUUAGAGAAACUUCUGAGAUUGAUCCAAAAUAUGGGAUUAAAUAUAGGGGACUAACGAUACCGGAAGUUGUUACACUGUUACCUCGAGAAGGAAAGUCACCAAGUGCGGAAUCUGUAUUUUGGUUGCUUUUAACCGGGGAUGUUCCAACGCAAGAACAAACAGCAUCGCUAAUCGCUGAUUGGUCUGCACGACGUCAAAAGAAGAAAGAUUGGUGGUCAGGACCAGGUGGUGGAAUCGUUGGUUCCGUUCUUCAAACGUUACCAAAAACAACGUCUCCUCUUGGAAAGCUGUCAGUGGCUCUUACCGUUUUUGAUUCUCGCAAUCACAUGAAUGAAGCUUUAAAAAAUGGCGCCUUGAGUUAUACUCAUUGGGAAUACAUGUAUGAAGAUAGUAUGGAGUUACUAGCAACGCUACCGGCAAUAGUCGGUCUAAUCGCUAAAGGCGAAUUGAAGAACUUGGAAGAAGAGAACGGCGAUUGGAUACAAUUUUUAUCAGAAUGUUUAUGUAACGCAUUUGACAUUUCGAAAAACCAUAAGAAAUCGUUGAUGGACUUCCUUCGAUUAUACAUUGUUCUGAACGCAGAUGAAAAUGGCGGAAUACCUGGCGUUCAUGUUACAGAAAUACUCGGUGCUUCUCAAUCAUACGUCAACCAGGCUCUUGCAGCAGGAGCCUUAGCAUAUACCGAGGAACCUAAAAGCGGCACAAUUUCAGAAUAUAUGGAAUUCCAAACAAAAAUACAGCGCCUUCUUGGCCAAGAAUCGAAGGAAGAAAAGUUAAGGAACUAUAUAACCAGUGUAAUUCAAAGGGAUAAAUUAACUGGUUACAAAGAAGCAGAGAUUUGCGAUCCGAAAUACACCGUAUUGGAAAAUUAUGCAAGAGAACAUUUACCAAAUGAUUCUGGUAUAAAGUUGUCACAAACCAUCACUAAAAUUCUUUCUACAAUGAUGAAAUCUGCAAAAGGAAAAAAUAUUUAUCCCGAACAAAAUGCAAUUGCUGCACCUAUUUUUCAAUUCUAUGGGCUGAAAGACAUGGAAUUCAAUCAAAUAUUACUGUGCAUGUCGCGAGCUUUGGGUGCAGUUGCAUCGAUCAUUUGGACAAGAGCUGUUAAUGCUUCGGUUGAACAACCAACAUCCAAAUGCACUUAUUCUUAUUUAAAUUCCAUCCAAGGGGCAAGAGGAAAACGUAAACGAGGGAAGCAUACAAAAAAUAUUCGAAAAUAAAGUUUCUUAAAUUUUUGCCAACAAUAUUAAACCAACAAUAUUUCUCAUAUACAGUAUUAAACAUAAUGUAUGUGUGUGUAAAUUAUUAUAUUAUACAUAAAUUAUGUGAAUUUUUAUCAAACUUUAA
Messenger RNA from Bombus impatiens (common eastern bumble bee), 1988 nucleotides. RefSeq names its product citrate synthase, mitochondrial-like. Bases 356 to 1861 code for a protein of 501 amino acids. The transcript is spliced from 9 exons. NCBI's taxonomy places the organism in Eukaryota, Metazoa, Arthropoda, Insecta, Hymenoptera, Apidae. Gene Ontology annotation, cellular component: mitochondrial matrix. Gene Ontology annotation, biological process: carbohydrate metabolic process; tricarboxylic acid cycle. The record is from RefSeq and is a predicted model, not a curated record.